CGUUCAUCCUUAGGCGGGGUUUCAUGAAUUCAGCUUGAAGGGUUAGCUACACAGUCAAGCAAAAAUGGCAAAUAUCAACGACUCAAAGUUUCGAGCCGAUCAAGGCGGGGAUUGGCAUAGAAGACAAGGGAGCCACGUCCGCGGCGGGCAGAUUAGCAUCCCUGCGGACCCUCACUUUGAAGGAAAUGCAAUUGAAGUCCGAGCAUUGAGAAGUUCGAUCAGUGACGCUGGCGCCCUGAUGCAUAACCUCAGCUUAGCACCCUCCAUGAGGGAUCGAAGAGGAUCACGAAACUCUUUCGGCAUGGCAUUGCCAAUUCCCAGAUCUCCCCGUACGUCGAGACUUUCUUCGGUGCAUCGAGAUGCCGCAAGCGCAAAGAGAGACAUCUUGGCCUCCCAGAUACAGGAUCUGUCAAAGGAAAAAGUGGAAGCUGCCAAAAACAUGGCGUUUGCCUUUGAUAUCGACGGUGUGUUGGUUCAUGGAACGCGACUUAUCCCCGAGGCAGCCCGAGCGAUGGAGCUUCUAAACGGCGAUAACGAGCUUGGGAUCAAGAUUCCAUAUAUCCUGCUCACCAAUGGUGGAGGAAAGACCGAGGCAGCCCGAGUAGAAGAACUUUGUGGUAUAUUAGGGUCCGCAAUUUCGACAGAUCAGUUUAUUCAGUCCCAUACUCCAAUGCAGGCAUUGUCUGAGUACUAUGAAACCGUUCUUGUGGUCGGGGGCGACGGAUACAAGAUCAGAGAGGUUGCCGAAGACUACGGAUUCAAAAACGUAGUCCUCCCAAAGGACAUUCUCGCAUGGGAUCCAUCGAUCUCCCCAUGGAGCAAACUUUCAGAAGAGGAGCGAAAGCAAGCGAAAGUUCAAGCGUUCGACACAAUGAACUUCGAAGCGAUCAUGGUCUUCGCUGACUCACGAGACUAUGCAACCGAUAUGCAGAUCAUCAUGGACCUUCUUCUCAGUGAAAACGGUAGACUGAAGACGAAGGCUAAGAACCCGCUCGAUAACCAGUUACCCAUAUAUUUCUCGCAGGGCGACUUGCUCAUGCCCACGGAACACGGCGUCCCACGGUUGACUCAGGGCCUGUUCCGCAUCAGUAUCGAGGCCAUGUACAAGUCGUUGACAGGUGGCGAUCUCGAGCGUGUUGUGUACGGCAAGCCCGAGUUAGCCACGUAUAAAUUCGCAGACGAGGUGAUGAAGCAAUGGAUGAAAGAAAUUCACAACGAGCAUAUCUUGCCGGAAAACAUAUACAUGGUUGGUGACAACCCUCAGUCAGACAUUGUUGGCGGCAACAUGUACGGAUGGAAUACAUGUUUGGUCCGCACGGGUAUAUUCCAGGGCGGGGAGAACGACGAGGAGAAUCCAGCGAAUUUCGGCGUCUUCGCUAACGUCCUGGACGCAGUGCAAGCGGUAAUCAAGAAGGAGCUUGGAACAGAGUUCAAGCUGCGGUGGAAUGACAAAAUCAACCCCGUUCUACACCCAGAUGGGAUUUCGGCGGUUGAAUAGAGACAGAAAUCCAUCAUUCUGGGUUUCUGCAGUUAGUUAUUUUCUCAUGUGUUCCACGUUGCUUAGUCAUCCUUGGCUCCAGGUGAUCUGUGUCCUGCUGGUUAUCUAGAGAGGAGAACUGCAGAGGAAGAUGCUUGUCAAUAGUUAGCUACGGAGAAAUCUUGGUGCUCCGUGAUCAUUGCGCGAAUGCCUGCUGCCUGUCGCCCACAGCAAUACGAUUUUUUGAUACCUCACGGUCGACAAAGCUGGCCAUUAAGGAAUUCAGGAUGUCUCAAGAAACCGAGACCCUUCGCUGCCUUUUAGAAGACUUAAGAAAGGCGUCGAGUGGAGCUUGAACUUGAAUGUGUGCAAGCUGCACAACAAGACCUAGAAACUACAAUAUAGAGUCUUCAGAGAGUAUGAGCAAAAUAUAUGAUGCUUAAGAACGAAACUCAGGAUAUGCUACAUGAUCUACAUU
Molecule: messenger RNA, 1955 nt
Organism: Coccidioides posadasii C735 delta SOWgp
Lineage: Eukaryota; Fungi; Ascomycota; Eurotiomycetes; Onygenales; Onygenaceae
Biological process (GO): glycerophospholipid biosynthetic process
Cellular component (GO): mitochondrion
Source: RefSeq, a predicted model, not a curated record